AUGAAUGAUAUGAUGAUAAGAGGAAGCGUAGAUGCGUCACGAACGGGUGCUACCAAUGCACCUGCAAUUCAAACAAAGACAAAAUCACUGUUAAAGCAUUCGCCACAGACAAAGCUAUCAACGAAUCUUUCUUCGCAAGAAGAUAGAAGAAAAAAGGAGCAAAGUGAAAAAGAUGUCAAUAUCGCCGAGCUAAAUAAGAAUGAUCGGGUCAAUAAAUGGUUAAUUUUGGAACUUAUCGGUAAAGGUGCAUUUGGAUGUGUUUACAAAGUUGGAUAUCAUGGUGAACGGUAUGCGCUUAAAUUCGAUCUCGGAUGUUGUGCUGAAAAGCCAUUAUUAAUCGAAAAGAAUGUGUUGGAAUUAGCAAGAAAAGCAAAAAGUAAACAUAUUUGCCGACUUAUCGAUUAUGGAAAUUAUUUCGGCUUUGAGUACAUUGUAAUGACACUUGUUGGCAAAUCGUUGCGAGAUAUUCUAAUAGAGCGAAAAAGGAAAAAGCUGUCUGCCGGAUGUGUCAUUUCAGUUGGCCUACAAUGUGUCGAAGCAAUCGAAGAACUUCAUCGAGUGGGUUUCAUUCAUCGUGAUAUAAAGCCAUCAAAUUUUGCUACUGGUCGAAAUGAUCUCUCACAUGGUGUUCGGAAAAUUUUCCUCAUUGAUUUUGGUUUGAGUUAUCAUUACAUCGAUUCAAACGAUCAAAUAAAACAAAUGAAACGUAGUAUCGGUUUCAAAGGGACAUUACGUUAUGCAGCGCUGGGAUGUCAUCGGCGCAGUCCACCAGGUCGUCGUGAUGAUCUCGAAUCUUGGAUGUAUCAACAGAUCGAGUUUACAAAAGGAUAUUUACCGUGGAAGAAUCUGGAAGAUGAACUAGCUGUUAUGAAUGUUAAAGAGGCAGUUCGAACAAACGAUGGUAUGCAAAAGUUGCUAAAAUCUUGUCCAAAAAAGUAUAUGGAAAUAAUGAAAUAUAUAUGCAAAUUAAAACACACAGCGAGACCAGAUUAUGAUCUUAUUUAUAAGUUACUUCGAAAAAUUUUAUUUGAAGCACGGCUGCAAGAAUAUCCGUAUGAUUGGGAAUAUGAAUCAUUGAGAUAUUUCCGUAAAAAAUGA
Molecule: messenger RNA, 1098 nt
Organism: Brugia malayi
Lineage: Eukaryota; Metazoa; Nematoda; Chromadorea; Rhabditida; Onchocercidae
Product: Protein kinase domain containing protein
Exons: 8
Coding region: 1-1098 (365 amino acids)
Biological process (GO): peptidyl-serine phosphorylation; signal transduction
Cellular component (GO): cytoplasm; nucleus
Molecular function (GO): ATP binding; protein serine/threonine kinase activity
Source: RefSeq, a predicted model, not a curated record